Callithrix jacchus (white-tufted-ear marmoset) is the source of this 783-nucleotide messenger RNA. Its product is annotated as large ribosomal subunit protein eL24. Gene Ontology annotation, molecular function: mRNA binding; structural constituent of ribosome. Gene Ontology annotation, biological process: cytoplasmic translation. Lineage: Eukaryota; Metazoa; Chordata; Mammalia; Primates; Cebidae. The record is from RefSeq and is a predicted model, not a curated record. Gene Ontology annotation, cellular component: cytosolic large ribosomal subunit.
AAGGACGGCAAGCGGGAGUCUCGCCAUUUCAGACGUGGGCCCACCUGCUCCGAGCUGGCUUCGAGCAGAAGUGGGAGUAGCCGGCCACCGCCCAUGCUGGAGGCUAGAGUCUGUGGUAUCGGCUUGGCUCGGCUCGCCUCGCUGUUGCGGUUGUUGGCACUGACGGAGACUACGGCGCAGCUAGAAAGAUGGAUCAUUUUGAAGCAAAUCCAGGACACUGAACUUCUGCUCAGACGAGGAAUUUUCUCAGCAAGGCAAUUUACUUGUGUAGAAGGGUGUGUCUCAAGGAUGGAACAAUGGUCGAGCUGUGCGGUUUCAGCAGGUACAAGAUCUCCCCCGGACAUGGGAGGCGCUACGCCAGGACCGACGGGAAGGUUUUUCAGUUUCUUAAUGCAAAAUGCGAGUCGGCGUUCCUUUCCAAGAGGAAUCCUCAGCAGAUGAACUGGACUGUCCUCUACAGAAGAAAGCACAAAAAGGGACAGUCGGAAGAAAUUCAAAAGAAAAGAACGCGCCGAGCAGUCAAAUUCCAGAGGGCCAUUACUGGUGCAUCUCUUGCUGAUAUAAUGGCCAAGAGGAAUCAGAAACCUGAAGUUAGAAAGGCUCAACGAGAACAAGCUAUCAGGGCUGCCAAGGAAGCAAAAAAGGCUGAACAAGCAUCUAAAAAGACUGCAAUGGCUGCUGCCAAGGCACCUAAGCAAAAGACUGUGAAGCCUGUGGAAGUUUCAGCUCCCCGAGUUGGUGGAAAACGCUAAGCUGGCAGAUUAGAUUUUAAAAUAAAGAUUG